CGGGAAGAAAGCCCUCGUUCCAUUUUGCGGGAAAUCAGUCUCCUUCUCGUCAGCGACAGUGCAGAGGGAAGGGGAAGAAGAAGAAGGGCGGGGAAGCACAAACAGGAAGGAUGUCGCUGAAAAUGCUGAAUCCGAACGCCGACGUUCUGAAUAAGAACGCGGCUCUGCACAUGAACAUAAACGCGGCGAAGGGUCUGCAGGACGUCUUGAAGACGAACCUCGGCCCCAAGGGAACCAUCAAGAUGCUCGUCGGCGGCGCUGGCGACAUCAAGCUCACCAAGGACGGCAACACCCUUCUCAAGGAGAUGCAAAUUCAAAAUCCAACGGCCAUCAUGAUAGCAAGAACAGCAGUUGCCCAGGACGAUAUAAGUGGAGAUGGCACAACCUCAACGGUGCUCUUUAUUGGUGAACUCAUGAAGCAGUCUGAGCGUUACAUUGAUGAAGGAAUGCAUCCCCGUGUACUAGUUGAUGGGUUUGACAUUGCCAAGAGAGCAACCCUUGAGUUUCUGGAGAAAUUUAAGACGUCUGUUGUUAUGGGCAAUGAGCCUGAUAAAGAGAUGUUGAAGAUGGUAGCAAGGACAACUGUUAGGACAAAGUUGUAUGAAGCAUUGGCAGAUCAGCUGACCGACAUUGUCGUCAAUGCAGUGCUUUGUAUUCGUAAACCUGAUGAACCUAUAGACCUCUUUAUGGUGGAAAUCAUGCACAUGAAACACAAGUUUGAUGUGGACACACGUUUGGUUGAAGGUCUUGUUCUAGAUCAUGGAUCUAGGCAUCCAGAUAUGAAAAGACGUGCAGAAAACUGCUAUAUACUUACCUGUAAUGUAUCCUUAGAAUAUGAAAAGAGUGAAGUAAAUGCUGGGUUUUUUUACUCAAACGCAGAGGAGAGGGAAAAGAUGGUUGCUGCUGAAAGGCAGCAAGUGGAUAUGAAAGUCCAAAAGAUAAUUGAGCUUAAGAAUAAGGUCUGUUCUGGAAAUGAUAGCAACUUUGUUAUAAUCAAUCAGAAAGGAAUUGACCCACCUUCACUGGACUUGCUUGCAAGGGCAGGGAUCAUUGCUUUGCGAAGGGCAAAACGGAGAAACAUGGAGCGGCUUGUCCUAGCUUGUGGAGGAGAGGCAGUGAAUUCCGUUAAUGACUUGACUCCAGAAUGUCUUGGAUGGGCUGGACUUGUUUAUGAGCACGUUCUUGGAGAGGAGAAAUAUACAUUUGUUGAGAAUGUGAAGAACCCUAAUUCAUGUACCAUAUUAAUAAAAGGUCCAAAUGAUCAUACCAUUGCUCAGAUAAAGGAUGCUGUUCGUGACGGUUUGAGGGCUGUCAAAAAUACAAUUGAGGAUGAAGCAGUUGUACUGGGUGCUGGGGCGUUUGAGGUUGCAGCUAGACAAUACCUGGUUAACACCAUUAAAAAGACUGUGCAAGGGCGUGCCCAGCUUGGAGUUGAAGCCUUCGCGGAUGCGCUAUUAGUUAUUCCUAAAACUUUGGCUGAAAAUUCUGGACUUGACACGCAGGAUGUUCUAAUUGGCCUUCAGGCUGAGCAUGAUCAGGGCAAUGUUGUGGGUUUAAACCAUCACACCGGGGAGCCCAUCGACCCACAAAUUGAGGGCAUCUUUGACAAUUAUUCGGUGAAACGGCAGAUCGUUAAUUCUGGGCCUGUUAUUGCUUCUCAGUUGCUUCUUGUUGAUGAGGUCAUUCGAGCUGGUCGCAAUAUGAGGAAACCCAGCUAGUGUCGACAGCCAGUGAAUUUUGUAACCAUAGAGUGGAAAUUAUUCAAAUUUUGGCUUAUGAUAAGCAUAGAAUCUUUCUGAUGGGACUGACUGUUUUGGUUUCAGUGAAAGCGCGAGUCUUGUGUCCUAUUGCCGUGUGGGUCGUUCUGUGCAACCAUUUCUGUUCUGUCAAUGAGAAUGAUCAGUUUUUCCUUUUGACAAAAA
Messenger RNA from Nymphaea colorata (pocket water lily), 1922 nucleotides. Its product is annotated as T-complex protein 1 subunit zeta 1. Gene Ontology annotation, cellular component: chaperonin-containing T-complex. The coding region runs from base 111 to 1718 and encodes 535 amino acids. The transcript is spliced from 14 exons. The record is from RefSeq and is a predicted model, not a curated record. Gene Ontology annotation, molecular function: ATP binding; ATP-dependent protein folding chaperone; ATP hydrolysis activity. Lineage: Eukaryota; Viridiplantae; Streptophyta; Magnoliopsida; Nymphaeales; Nymphaeaceae. Gene Ontology annotation, biological process: protein folding.